AAUCAAAAAUAAACAUAAAAAGCUACAACUAGUAUCUCAUCACCCACUUCCCUCCACUAACUGUCCAAAAUACACCAAAGAGCACAUCUCCUUUAAGAUACUUCUCUCCCCUUUGCAUAAAUCCCAAACUCACACACACACACACACACACUUUGAAACUCAAUAAUUUUGCAAAAAUGGCCACUUCAAUUUUCCUCUCACAUCCUCUUUUUCCUUUCCCUCCUUUAUCAUCAAAACACCAUAAAAUUCCAACUCCCAAACAAACCUCAGCCAUAAUAGCAGAUCAUCCCUCCAUCAAACACACCAAGAAACCAUUUUUCAACUCCCAUUUUCCAUUUCCUUACAAACCCAGAAAGGAAAUUUGGUCUAUUUCAGUGGGAAGAACACAAGUUGAUGAUAAAGAUGAAAUCUUGGUGGGGGAAGAUUCAGCUGAAUUCCAGUUAUCCAAACAAAAGAUUUCAUCUUGGGUUUAUUUUGCUGGGAUUCUUGGUGUUGUUCUUUAUGUUCUUAAUGUUAUUUGGAUUGACAAUUCAACUGGUUUUGGAAAAUCAUUCAUUGAUGCUGUUUCAAGCAUUUCAGAUAGCCAUGAGAUUGUAAUGCUUUCCCUCACCUUGAUUUUCGCAAUAGUCCACAGUGGUCUUGCUAGUCUUAGAGACAAAGGUGAGGAACUCAUUGGAGAACGUGCCUUUCGUGUAUUAUUUGCCGGGGUAUCUCUUCCAUUGGCACUCAGCACAAUUGUGUAUUUCAUAAACCACCGAUACGACGGAGUGCAGUUAUGGCAAUUACAGAGCAUAGCCGGACUUCAUGAACUAGUUUGGUUCUCUAACUUUAUUUCCUUCUUCUUCCUAUACCCAUCGACGUUCAAUUUACUAGAGGUAGCAGCUGUUGACAAACCCAAGGUGCAUCUUUGGGAAACUGGGAUUAUGAGGAUUACCAGGCAUCCACAGAUGGUUGGACAGGUGAUAUGGUGCUUAGCUCACACGCUGUGGAUCGGGAAUUCAGUUGCAGUGGCAGCCUCAGUAGGUUUGAUAGGACAUCAUCUGUUUGGUGCCUGGAAUGGAGACCGAAGGUUAGCUAUACGACAUGGUGAGGCUUUUGAAGUCGUGAAGAACAGAACAAGUAUCAUUCCAUUUGCAGCUAUUCUUGAUGGCCGCCAAAAGUUGCCCGAAGAUUAUUACAAGGAAUUUAUCAGAUUGCCAUAUAUAUCGAUAACAGCAUUGACAUUAGGUGCUUACUUUCUCCACCCCAUUAUGCAAGCUGCCAGUUAUCGGCUACACUGGUAGUAGCCCUGAUGUCACAAAACUCUUUUCCAUACAAGAAAUCGUGAAUCCAAGUUGUACAUUUCAAGAUAUAUAUAGGUUGCUAUUGACUAUUUAAAGACAACUGUUGGAGCAACUAUUACACACUAAAGUUUGCCUGAAGGAGUAGGAAAGAAAAGAAAGAAGAGGAAUAUGAAGGAUUCAGUUUAUUGCUCGUAGAAAUAUACAAGUUCCAACUUUGGUUUCCUUCAAAUUCUAUAUUGUGUAUUAUUGUAUAUGUCCUUGUUCUGACUUUAUUUUAAGCAACUGUAAGAGAAGAUAUAAUACAUGGAUUAUGAUGGGGAUAUUACAAUACAUA
Messenger RNA from Nicotiana attenuata, 1617 nucleotides. Its product is annotated as 15-cis-zeta-carotene isomerase, chloroplastic. The coding region runs from base 177 to 1283 and encodes 368 amino acids. Gene Ontology annotation, cellular component: chloroplast. The record is from RefSeq and is a predicted model, not a curated record. Gene Ontology annotation, molecular function: 9,15,9'-tri-cis-zeta-carotene isomerase activity. The transcript is spliced from 4 exons. Gene Ontology annotation, biological process: carotene biosynthetic process. Lineage: Eukaryota; Viridiplantae; Streptophyta; Magnoliopsida; Solanales; Solanaceae.